This is a messenger RNA of Oryza sativa Japonica Group (Japanese rice), 2240 nucleotides long. Its product is annotated as cysteine-rich receptor-like protein kinase 6. Gene Ontology annotation, biological process: protein phosphorylation. Gene Ontology annotation, molecular function: protein serine/threonine kinase activity; ATP binding. The record is from RefSeq and is a predicted model, not a curated record. NCBI's taxonomy places the organism in Eukaryota, Viridiplantae, Streptophyta, Magnoliopsida, Poales, Poaceae. Gene Ontology annotation, cellular component: plasma membrane.
GCAGUAGUGGAGUAGGUACCAUUAGCAGAGGAUUGCAAAUUUGCAAUUGCAAUGCAAAGCCCGACGAUCGAACAAGCUUGCUCUGACGGCGCCAUGCGGCGGCGCUCCUCUGUCCUCCAUGCCGUUCUCCUCCUCCUCCUCGUCGCGGCGGUCGCGCUCCCGCUCGCCGCCGCCCAGCCAUGGCCUGUCUGCGGCACCAGCGGCGGCAACUACACGGCGGGGAGCACCUACGAGUCCAACCUCCUGCGCCUCGCGAGCACCCUCCGCGCGAACGCCUCCGCCUCCCCCACCCUCUUCGCCUCCGGCGUCCGCGGCGCCGGCCCGGACGCCGUCUACGGCCUCCUGCUCUGCCGCGGCGACAUGAACCCCUCCGACUGCUUCGACUGCGGCACCAGGGUCGGCGACGACGUCGCCCAGGCCUGCAACCGCACCAAGGACGCCAUCCUCGUCUACAACCAGUGCUACGCCCAGUUCUCGGACACCGGCGACUUCCUCGCCGCCACCAACAACUCCGGCGCGUACAGCCUCCUCAUAAGCGGCACCAACAUCAGCAGCGCCGACGUCGCCGGCUACGACCGCGCGGUCACCGAGCUCCUCAACGCCACCGUGCGGUACGCGGUGGAGAACUCCACGAGGCUGUUCGCCACGGGCCAGCGGGUGGGCGCCGACCCGGGGUUCCGUAACAUCUACUCCAUGGCGCAGUGCUCGCCGGACCUGUCGCCGGCGCAGUGCCGGAGCUGCCUCGACGGCCUCGUGGGCCAGUGGUGGACGGGGUUCUUGUUCCCGCGGAACGGCGAGGGCGCGAGGGUCGCCGGCCCCCGGUGCUACCUGAGGUCCGAGCUCGGCUCCGGGUUCUACACCGGAGCUCCGAUGGUUCUGCUGCGAGCCGACGGGCUCUCACCGGCGUCGGCGCCGGCGCCGGAUGUUGUUCCGGCCACUACGUUAGUUAAGAAGAAUUCAGCAAGCAAAAUUCUGCUAAUUGUCUUGCCGAUAGUAGCAGUUGCAAUCGUAGCUGCAAUUUCUGUCUGCAUGUGGACUGUUCGGAAGAAGAGCAGAGCGACAAAAGCAGAGCAUUUGUCCGAACUUGAUGCAUCUGAGGACCUUGAAAGUGUCAAGUCAACCUUGCUAACUCUGGGAUCACUGCAAGUAGCAACGGAUAACUUCGACGAAAGCAAGAAACUCGGCGAAGGAGGAUUUGGUGCAGUGUAUAAGGGGCAUCUUUUUGGACAAGAAGUAGCAGUGAAAAGGAUGGCAAAAGGUUCAAAUCAGGGGCUAGAAGAGCUGAAAAAUGAGCUAGUUCUUGUCACCAAACUUCAUCACAAAAAUCUUGUUCGUCUUGUGGGUUUUUGCCUGGAAGAUGGAGAGAGGUUGCUUGUCUAUGAGUAUAUGCCCAAUAAAAGUCUCGACACAUUUCUUUUCGACGUGGAGCAACGAAGACAACUAGAUUGGGCAACACGAUUUAGGAUCAUAGAAGGCGUCGCUCGUGGAUUGCAGUAUCUUCAUCAAGACUCCCAGAAGAAGAUUGUUCACCGCGACAUGAAGGCAAGCAACGUCUUGCUAGAUGCAGACUUGAACCCCAAGAUUGGGGACUUUGGCCUUGCUAGGCUCUUCGGGCAAGACCAAACUCGGGACGUCACGAACCGUAUCGUUGGGACAUUUGGAUACAUGGCUCCUGAGUAUGUGAUUCGCGGGCAAUACUCUACGAAAUCAGACGUGUUUAGUUUUGGCAUUCUCAUCUUAGAGAUUGUGACAGGGCAAAGAAACAGUGGGCCCUAUUUUGCAGAGCAAAACGAAGAUUUAGUAAGCCUAGUAUGGAGGCACUGGACAGAGGGAAAUAUUGUAGAGAUGGUAGACUAUUCCUUGGACAGAAACUACCCUGAAGCCGAGGUGCUGAAAUGUGUCAACAUCGGCCUCCUGUGUGUCCAGCAGAACCCAGUAGAUCGACCUACAAUGGCGGAUGUCAUGAUUUUGCUGUUAAUUUAUAGUCAUGAUUAGUUAUAAACAAGGUGACACCAAUGAGGUAAAUCAAGAAACUGUUGCCAAAUUUCACCGUUAACAGAAACUCAUGAGGUCAAACCCGUCUAUUCAAAAGCUAUUAUUAGGCCUUGUUAAAUGGGCUUCAAUCCAGCUCACCAACAUUUGUAGGCCGGUAAUUUGAACUAAAGUUCAAUGCAUGCACCAGAAUCUGUCAAGAUUAUGACCCAUCCAAUAGAGGUUUAACAUGAUGGAUUGAGAAAUUA